Molecule: messenger RNA, 2565 nt
Organism: Bombina bombina (fire-bellied toad)
Lineage: Eukaryota; Metazoa; Chordata; Amphibia; Anura; Bombinatoridae
Product: gastrula zinc finger protein XlCGF26.1-like
Exons: 7
Coding region: 204-1970 (588 amino acids)
Biological process (GO): negative regulation of transcription by RNA polymerase II
Molecular function (GO): DNA-binding transcription repressor activity, RNA polymerase II-specific
Source: RefSeq, a predicted model, not a curated record
CCUGGUCCUUCUGCGGGAAGGGAAAAAGCUGCUAUUCUAUCAGGAAACACAAGGGGGUGGAUAUAUUGACUACUCAGCUACUUGUUUAUGUAUAGUGAGGCUCCUGUUACUGUGAAGAUCACAUACAAUACAGAUCACUGCGUUUGCCAGUAAAGUAGAUACAUUAUAAUAAUAUCUGACAAAUUCAGUUGCUGAACAAGACAAUGUCUGACAAGACCGAGAACCAAACCUCAGAGCUUCCUGAUGCACACGGAGGCCGUACUGAUGUGACAUCUACAGAUGGCUUAGCGGUUGAACACAGAGGAGAACUGUAUGUACAUGAUCAGGUGAAGACUGAGGAGAAUGAAGUAGCUAUAAAUACGGCUACAGGCCGUACUGAUGUGACGCCUACAGAUGGCUCAGCAGUUGAGCACGGAGUAGAACCGAAUGUGUGUGAUCAGGUGAAGACUGAGGAGGAUAAAGUUCCUAUAAAUACGGCUACAGAUGAAGAUAACGCUGAUAUAGUGAAAGUUGAGAUAACAGAAGAUCUGUGUGUGAGGCGUCAGGUGGAAGCUCCAGAUUAUGAAACCAGUGACCGUAUCAGCUCAGGUCGUAUGGAUGUUGCAUCUUCAGAUGGCUCAGCAGUUAAGCACAGAGGAGAAUCGUAUGUGUGUGAUCAAAUGAAGACUGAGGGGGAUGAAGUUCCUAUAAAUGCAGCUACAGGUAUAUUUACAAACUGCAGUAAUCCUAAUCAUGACCAGAGUGCUGAUACUUCUUUUAAUCUUCUUCAAAAUAAGAGAAGCCACAUGGGAUACUUAUGUUCUGAAUCUGGAAAAUCUUUUACCUUGAAAUCAGCUCUUGGUAAUCGUGUGAAAAUUCAUACAGAAAAGAAAGUAUUUUCAUGUUCUCACUGUGGGAAAUGUUUUACUCUGAAAUCACAUUUUAUUACGCAUCAGAAAAUUCAUACAGGGGAGAAAGCAUUUUCAUGUUCUGACUGUGGGAAAUUUUUUACUCGGAAAUCAAAUCUUAUUAAUCAUCAGAAAAUUCAUAUAGGAGAGAAAGCUUUUUCAUGUUCUGACUGCGGCAAAUGUUUUAUUCGGAAAUCAAAUCUUAUAGAUCAUCAGAAAAUUCAUAUAGAAGAGAAAGCAUUUUCAUGUUCUGACUGUGGCAAAUGUUUUAAUGUGAAAUCAAAUCUCAUAAAGCAUCAGAAAAUUCAUAUAGGAGAGAAAGCAUUUUCAUGUUCUGAGUGUGGCAAAUGUUUUACUCUAAAAUCAUAUCUCAUUAAGCAUCAGAUAAUUCAUACAGGGAAGAAAGCAUUUUCGUGUUCUGACUGUGAGAAAUGUUUUACUGAGAAAUCCCAUCUUAAUAGGCAUCAGAAAAUUCAUACAGGGGAGAAAGCAUUUUCAUGUUCUGACUGUGAGAAAUGUUUUACUGAGAAAUCCCAUCUUAAUAGGCAUCAGAAAAUUCAUACAGGGGAGAAAGCAUUUUCAUGUUCUGACUGUGGGAAAUGUUUUACUCAGAAAUCAGAACUUAUUAGGCAUCAGAAACUUCAUACAGGAGAGAAAGCAUUUUCAUGUUCUGUGUGUGGCAAAUGUUUUACUCUAAAAUCAUAUCUCAUUAAGCAUCAGAUAAUUCAUACAGGGAAGAAAGCAUUUUCAUGUUCUGACUGUGAGAAAUGUUUUACUGAGAAAUCCCAUCUUAUUAGGCAUCAGAAAAUUCAUACAGGGGAGAAAGCAUUUUCAUGUUCUGACUGCGGGAAAUGUUUUACUCAGAAAUCACAUCUUAAUAGACAUCAAAAACUUCAUACAGGGGAGAAAGCAUUUUCAUGUUCACACUGUGGGAAAUGUUUUACUCUGAAAUCACAUCUUAAUAGACAUCAAAAACUUCAUACAGGAGAGAAAGAAUUUUCAUGUUCUGACUGUGGGAAAUGUUUUACUAGGAAAUUAUAUCUUAUUACUCAUCUGAAAAUUCAUAUUAAAGGAAAUAUGUGAAAUCAGCACUUAAGAGUAUGACACAGUUGUCAUCUGCACAAUGUCUAUAGUACUUAUAACUACAUGUCGUCCUCUGUGGUACCCACUUUUGGGACAGUUUGAGGCCCUUCAGUACCUCAAGCGCUUAUAAGAUGGCUCUGGGGAUUAGGUUUCCAUAGCCAAGUGAUCAUAUGGCACACAAAAAAAUGUGUUUUAUUUCAGUAAAGGUUCAUAUAAGGGGGGCCAUAUGUGUAGAUCAAAGUUAGAUAAAAAAAUAUCAAAAGGCCCUUAUUUAUAUGUUGAUAAAUCCAACUUUGAAAUGUAGGUACUGUUUGAGGACAUUAUAGUAAGCUGAUCACUGAGGUGACAAUAUUUCCCUAGCUGGAAUUUAAAUUGACCAGGUGUAUACGUUAACAUCGGCUAAAUAAAAUGCAUUGUGCUGAAAUAUAACAAAAAUUAAAAAAAUAUAUAUUUUGAUUUUCAAAUACUAAUUUUUAUUGGCAAACUCUAAAUUAUUCUCCAUUUCUUCUUAUUUUACAAUGGUUACCUAAUACAGUCACAUUGUAUUGUUUACAACUGUGUUUAUUAAAAUUGUAAUAAAAAUAUAAUUUUUUCA